AUGCAGUUAAGCGCACGCCUUGUUUCUUAUUUUGGCCUUUUCAGCUGCACUGCAGCGCUGCCUCGCAGCACGCAAGAUGCGUCACGUGCACUUUCCCUGCAAAUGGCGCAGUCCAUCAUGGCUCGCGAGCAAGGUAUCCUGAGCAGCGGGCAAGAUUCAUCUGCGCUUCUUCAAGCUGGAUUCGUCCAGAAAGCGUUUCACGCACUUGUAACACAAUACCCGCAGCAUAUCUCCAAGUCUGCAAUCGAUGCGUACGUUCUUAAGAGCCUGGAUUCCGUUGUUCCAGUUGUGUCCAAUGCCACAAAAGAUACCACUUACCCACUCGACCGGUUGAGCAACGGAAACGGACUUGUACGAGCAUGGCAAGAAACAAACAACGAAAAAUACCACACCGCCGCUACAGCACUACGACACAGCAUUGACUUGCAGCCGAAAACCGCAGAAGGAGGCCUAUGGUACUACGUCUACCCCUACUGGAGCUAUCUCGACGGCAUGUACAGCUUCGCCCCCUUCAUGGCCGCUUACAGCCAGGCCGUGGAGAGCAGUAACAAACAGGAUUGCCAGUCAGCCAUUGUGCAGCAGCUCGACCUGCUGUGGCGCCACUGCUACGACGACAAGACAGGGCUGCUGGUGCAUGGGUACGACGCCCGCCGCGCAGCAGUAUGGGCGAAUAGCAUCUCAGGCGCGAGUCCGCACGUCUGGGGCCGCAGUCUGGGAUGGUUCUGCAUGGCGCUCGUGGACCUGGUCGAACUACUUCCUGCUUCUGCGCGCGAAGCCAGAGAGUACGUCGAGGGCAAGUUGCAGAUGCUCUUGCCGGCGGUGGUGCGCGCGGCAGAUGGAAAGACGGGGGGUUGGUGGCAGGUCAUGGAUCAGCCGGGCAAGCAGGGCAAUUAUAUUGAGAGCAGUGCGAGCAGCAUGUUUGUGUAUGCGCUGCUGAAGAGCGUGAGGCUGGGGGUGUUGGGGCGGGGCGGGGAUGCGGACGUGUAUUCGCGUGUGGCGCGUAGGGCUUACGAGUAUGUUGCUGACAGCUUUGUGGUGCACAAUGGAAAUGGAACAUUGGGGUGGAAUGGCACGGUGAGCGUGUGCAGUCUGAAUUCGACGGCUACGUACGAGUAUUAUGUUGGGAGGCCGAUUUUGUAUAACAGCGUAUUGGGCAGUGGGGCGUUUGUGCUGGCGAGCUUGGAGUACGAACGGCUGGGUCAGAAAUAG
Messenger RNA from Bipolaris victoriae FI3, 1209 nucleotides. RefSeq names its product glycoside hydrolase family 105 protein. NCBI's taxonomy places the organism in Eukaryota, Fungi, Ascomycota, Dothideomycetes, Pleosporales, Pleosporaceae. The record is from RefSeq and is a predicted model, not a curated record. The transcript is spliced from 2 exons. The coding region runs from base 1 to 1209 and encodes 402 amino acids. Gene Ontology annotation, biological process: carbohydrate metabolic process.